This is a messenger RNA of Aspergillus vadensis CBS 113365, 1729 nucleotides long. RefSeq names its product short-chain dehydrogenase. Lineage: Eukaryota; Fungi; Ascomycota; Eurotiomycetes; Eurotiales; Aspergillaceae. The transcript has 3 exons. The record is from RefSeq and is a predicted model, not a curated record. The coding region runs from base 329 to 1729 and encodes 466 amino acids.
ACGAUUCUUAUCUCCGAACUCUGGAUGGAAAUAGAAAUAAAUCCUAAUCUAGAACUUCCAUCCUUACGGGCAGUCCAGGCUGUGCCACCAACGGCCCCAUCUUCUGCGCCAAGGCAUCUGGCUGACGCUUUUUCAGCCAAUCAGAUUAACGAGAUAUACAUCCUCUUCUACCUCGCUUUUUCGCAAGGUCCACUCCUUUUUGAGGUUUCUUUCCGUCUAUCCAGUACAAUGGAUAGGUAUAAACUCCCCCACCCCCGGCAAAAUCGCUUGUUCUAAUAGCUUUAUCCUUCAAACUUUAACUGGAAAGACAGGAUUAAUAGCUCGAAUCAUGGUGUCUAUUACAGCAGUACGGGAUCAUAACGGCGCUAUCCCUCGUCUGUAUGGGUCUGAUCUGGUUGCAGUAUUUGUCGGCGGAACAAGCGGAAUAGGCCAAUCGACGGCACGCGCAUUCAUCCGCAAUACAACCGCCUCCCGUGCCUAUUUGAUUGGGCGCGACCAGGCAAGAGCAAGUCGGAUUAUCGAGGAAUUGCGGCAAAUCAAGCCAGACUCGCAGGUUGAGUUUAUCAAGGCAGAUGUGUCUCUUCUGCGGGAGGUCGAUGAGGUUUGCAUGGAUAUCAAGAAGAAAGAGGAUCGAUUGAAUCUGUUGUUUUUGAGCCCCGGGACUGGGUCGAUGAAUGGGCCAGAUGCCGUGCAGGGCAAGACCAUCCUCAUCACCGGCGUCUCCCCAGGCAGCUUGGGACUCGCAACCGCCGAAGCCUUCGCCUCCCAAUUGCCUGCAAAUCUGAUUAUCUCAGGCCGAUCCACCGAGAAAGUCCAAGCGGCCAUCACCCACCUCCAAUCAACCUACCCAGCCACCACCUACCACGCCCUAAUCAUGGAUCUAUCCUCCCAGAAAUCCGUCCGCGCCGCAGCAUCCCAACUCCUGGCCGACACCUCCAUCCCCACCAUCGACAUCCUGAUCAACAACGCAGGCGUCAUGUCCAUUCCUACCCGAACCCUCACCGAGGACGGACUCGAGACGACCUUUGCAACGAACCACAUCGGCCACUUCCUCUUUACCAACCUUAUCCUACCUAAGCUGAUCAAGGCCGCUUCUACCACCACUACCAAAGCCUCCACCUCUGGUCUUGCUCCCCCAACAAGAAUCAUUAACCUCAGUUCCUUCGGCCACCAAUUCUCUCCCGUCCGCUUCACCGACCUCUCCUUCACCAAACUCCCCAACGAACUACCCGAGUCCGAGCGUCCCGACCUUCAAAAAACAGAGUACCUCAUCGGCAACUCUCACGCAGACGAGACAUACUACGGCUUCUUCUCCUACGGACAGUCCAAGACCGCCAAUAUCCUGCACGCGAUAUCCCUCAACCAGAAACUACUAGCUAAGUACAACAUCGCUGCGUUCGCCAUACACCCCGGCACUGUCGACACGGGGAUUGGUCGACAUGCGACACCUAGCGAGAUUGAGACUUCCCUGCAGAGGGUGAAGGAUUUGGGGAUGGAUCCUACGCCAAAGUCAAGGGAGGUUGGGGCUAAUACGACGGUUUUGGCGGCGGUGGAUCCGCGUUUGAAGGUGGUGGAUGUUGAUAGUGAGGAUGGACAGGUUAAGGGGGUUUAUUUGGCUGAUUGUAAGGUUGAUGAUGGGGGUGUUGUUGCGUUUGCGACUGAUAGGGGGAUUGCGGAGAGGCUUUGGAGUGUGAGUGAGGAGCUUGUGUGGGAGAAGUUUGAGUUUUAG